CAGCUGAGCGGGAGGCGGGGAAGGAGCCGCCGAGCAGGCAGCCGCGGGGAAGGCGGCGGCGGCAGCAGCGGAGCCCGGCCCGGCAGCAGGGAGGGCGGCCGCCCCGUGCCGGUCAGCCGCGGGGGCAUGAGCGCAGGUGUUCUUUGGCUGCUCUGUAAACAUGUCCACAGACCUUCUAUGAAUAUAGGGCAAUGGCUUCCUUCUCAACACCUCCAAAAGUGCAAAGGAGGAAACCCCACUUCAGUGUGCCUUUGGAACUACAAUACUGAAGGGUGUGAGGACUGUGGCAAAAACCUUAUAGGAGAAUGCAAACUCCAUGGACCACUCAUCAGGGUUAAAGACAGGGUUAUUCCUAGCCGUGCCCGCCUUACCCUACCUCACUACCUCACUUUACAAGUGCUGGAGCUGCGAGCUGAGAACCAACAGAUCCUGGGAGUGUUUGCUAAGAAAGUCAUACAGAAGAGAACACAAUUUGGUCCAUAUGUUGGCAAACUGUCUACAAAACUGACCCACUAUGAUGACAGCAGGCUAGUUCUGCAGGUAUUGAAAGAUGGAGGAAAGUACUUUCUGGACACUCCCAAUGAAGACUGUGGAAACUGGAUGAUGUUUGUCCGGUUGGCUCAGAACCAAGAAGAACAGACUCUUGUAGCCUACCAGCACCGUGGAGAAGUCUACUUCACAACCAUUAAGCCAAUUGAACCCCAUACAGAAUUAAAAGUGUGGUAUGCAGCAGAUUAUGCCAAAUUUAUGGAAGCUUCUGCAGUUGUCAUUAAAGAAGAAUCUGAUAUCUAUACUUUACCACCAGUUUCAACAAUAAGAGAUUCUGCAGACCCUUGGAUAUGCUCCAGUUGUAGUCACGUUUUUGGGACUUUUGCUCUGUUGGAAUCUCACCAGUGCAUCAAUAAAGACCGAGCCCUUACUCCCAGCUUCAGACCACCAAAUAAGUUGGGACCUGUGAAAACCAAGAGCAAGCCCAAAGGGAAACUGAGAGGAACUGCCUUGGGCAAAAGCACUGUCCAGUGCUACAGGGCCAUUUCCUGUUCCCCUGGUGCAAAGCUUAGCUGCACCAGCUCAGGAAGUAUUUGCAAUCCCAUUGCAAGGUUUGUGCCAAAAUGGAGAAGUGGCCAGUCUUCACUGAUGAAGGGAAGAGAAAUGAAGCAGCCAGACAGUUUCCACUGCCAACUCUGUGGAAAGAUAUUUGAUUCAAUUGAAAAGCUCACAAUUCACACUUACAAUCACACAGGGGAGCGUCCCUACAAGUGUUCACAGCAAGGAUGCACAAAAGCUUUCCUUUCCAAAUAUAAACUAAUAAGGCACUCAGCCACCCACUCUCCACAGAAAUCUCACCAAUGUGGUUACUGUGAAAAGACCUUUCACAGAAAAGACCAUUUGAACAAUCACCUUCAGACUCAUGACCCCAACAAAAUGGCCUUCAGGUGUGAAGAGUGUGGAAAGAAAUACAAUACUAAGCUGGGUUACAAGCGACACCAGGCUCUUCAUGCAGCCACUAGUGGGGAUCUUACCUGCAGGGUGUGCUCCCAAGAGUUUGGAGGAACUGAACUAUUGUUGGAACAUCUCAAAACUCAUGCAGGGAAGCCAGCCAGCAGCACCAAGGAAAAGAAACAUAAGUGCGAUCACUGUGAGCGCCGUUUCUACACUCGUAAAGAUGUGCGGCGUCACAUGGUUGUUCACACAGGCUGCAAGGACUUCUUGUGCCAGUUUUGUGCUCAGAGGUUUGGGCGCAAGGACCAUUUGACUCGCCACACCAAGAAGACCCAUCCACAAGAGCUGCUGAAGAGCAGGUUGCAGAAUGGUGAUUUGCUGGGUCUCUUUGACCCUCUUUCCCCAUUCAGACUAAAGGAAGAAGACAGUGAACUCCCCUCUUUUCCUGAUAGGGUUUCAACACAACAUGGGAUUCUGAGCAGUUCAGAAGCAGGCUACAGCAGUCCACAUACUCACUGUCAACAAGCCCUACAAAGUACACAUUCCCUUGAAUGUCCUCCUCACAUGCCAAGAAUGGGCUGUGUAGAUGCCCUGUCAGCUGUUCAUUCCACACCCUCUCCACCGUCUAUUCCUACCAGCCAGAACUUUCAUCAGCCCAAUAAAUAUGAACCAAGUUCUACCUCAUUCACAUCAGUACCCCUCAAGAAUCUACCCAGCAAAGUAGAUGUUAAAAAUUAUAGUGUAAACCUGCUUGAAGAUCUCCCUUUACCAGAACCUCAUUCACCUCACAAAAUCAAUUUAGAGACUUCCUCAGGGCCCCUCAGUGAUGUUGGCAAGUACACACUGCCCAAGGAGACUGAGACAACCAUUGAAACAAUGAACAUGUCCUCCAUGGAUCUCACUCAUAUACUGGGUUUCUGGCAACUCCCUCCAAGUGAUAACCAGAAUACCAGUGGGGACCUUACAGUGGCAUUUGGUCAGGAGGAACCAUCACAUAGGUGCUGCCUUGGACAACUACAAGGUCCUCAGAUAGCUACAGAUGGUGCAGCUCUCAAUCAGCUUCCUCAUGUCCUUCGCUCUUUUCCAUCCAGCACAAAUUCUGUGACAUUGCCUCAUUUUCACCAUGCAUUCAAAUAACUACCAGCUAUUAUUAAGACUCCUUUUUUUGCCUUAACUUUUUAGGGAGAGAAAAAAAUCUUUUAAAAAUCCAUUAAAAACAAUUUGGGAAUAAUCCUGACAGGAGCUUAUUUUGCGUGAUACUUACUCAUUUUAUAGUGUAUGACAAUAGCAAGAAUGGCAUGUUUUUCCUCUCCAUACCCUAUGUUUUUACAUUUAAACCAAAUAGCUGAAUAAGUGAUCUUCAAUGGAAAAACAACUAGUUUCAUGAUAAGCACAAGAAAUUCUGGCUGCUGUGAUGGGAUGGAUAAUUUAACCUUAAUGAGUCAUGAAGAUGUUGCACAGAUAACUUCAGAAUUGGGAGACAUGUUAAAUUCUACAUCAGAACAUGUAUAAUUUUGGAGGGUCAAGUAGGUUUCUGUGUUGAGCACUUAAUUAAUGAACUUUUAAGUAUGUUUAAGUUGCGAUUCUGUCACUGAAUUACUUUAUCUCCUUGUCUCACUUCUUUUUUAAAACAAAAGACAGAUAUUACUAUGGCAAUUAAAUUGAACUAGAUUUUGUUUUUUAAAGUGCACUUCAGCUGUAUGUGCCUGCAUAUAGGGAGGUGGGUGCGUGUGUACCCGCAUUCAUGUGUGCAUGUGGGCAGAUCUGCAUUUUCCCUGGGUUGGUAGCAGAAGAACAGCUGUCUUAUAUAAAUGGCUUUUGCUAAAACAGAAGUAAAUUGUCUAACACGUUAAGGCAGCAUAUUAAUUUUAAUUUAGAACUUGAUCUGGCAAGAUAUGAGGCACCUUGGGCUGACACCAAGAAAGCACUUCAACACAUAUGCACAUACCUGCAGUCCCAUUGGCUCAGCAUCUUGCAUAUCUAAGGCUCAGUAAAGAUCAUGCGCCUCAUCAAGCUAGGAUUUGAUUCAUCUUUGACUGAUGAAGUUAGUCUUUGUUUAGCCCAGGAAAGCAAUUAAUAAUUUGUACAAGCUGCAGCAUAAAAGUUCUUUGGCUGAUAAACUGCAUUAGCAAUAACAGCUUGAGCUGACAGCCCUCCACAUCAGGUAUAUUAACACAUUAUGAGGUUAGUUGCAGGUCUGCCUCUGAAGGAUUGUAGAAUCCAGUAGUCUACACAGUGUAUCACUCACAGUCACAGAUGGUGCCAAACACCACUGAAGUGUUCAUGUCUAUGUAGCAAGUAUGAUGAUGUAAAAAUCCUUUUAUUAUGGCUUCAGAAUGGGAGCAUUUAGUAAAUUAUAUCUUUUUAAACCACAACAGAAGUAAAGGUAUAAAUAGACCUCAGCUUUGUGCCACCACCACAAUUUUUAUGGUGGCAUAAAGGGAAAGCAAAGAGAUGCCUAUACCAUUUAUCCUACCAUAAAUCAUAGAAAAUUAAGUGUUGGAAGGGACCUCAGGAGGUCAUCUAGUCUAUCCCCCUGCUCAAAGCAGGACCAGCCCUAAUUAGAUCAUCCCAGCCAAGGCUUUGUCUAGCCGGGUCUUAAAAACCUCUAAUUGAGAUUCUACCACCUCUCUGGGUAGCUGUUCCAGUGCUUUACUAUUCUUCUAGUCAGAAAGUUGUUCCUCAUAUCAGACCUAAACUUCCCUUGCUACAACUUGAGACCUUUGCUCCUUGUUCAGUCCUCUGCUACCACUGAAAACAGUCUAGCUACAUCCUCUUUGGAACCAGGUAUUGAAGGCUGCUAUUAAAUCCACUUUCCGCGCCCCCCCCAAGUCUUCUCUUCUCUUCUCCAGACUAAAUAAGCCCAAUAUCUUCAGCCUCUCCUCAUAAUUCAUGCACCCCAAUCCUCUAACCAUUUUCAUUGCCCUCUGCUGGUCUCUCUCCAACAUGUCCACAUCCUUUCCUUAGUGGAGGGCCCAAAACUGGACACAGUACUCUAGAUGUGGCCUCAACAGUACCAAAGAGGGAAAUAAUUACUUCCCUUGAUCUGCUGGCAGUGCUCCUACUAAUGCAGCCUAGUAUGCUGUUAGCCUUCUUUACAAGGGCACACUAUUGGCUCAUACUCAGCUUACUGUCUGCUGUAACUCCCAGGUCCUUUUCUGCAGCUGCUGCUUAGCCAGUCAGUCCCCAGUGUGUCCUGGUGCAUGGGAUUGUUCUGUUCUAAGUGCAGGAUUUUGCACUUGCCCUUAUUGAACUUCAUGAGAUUUCUUUUAGGUCCAACCCUCCAGUUUGUCUAGGUCUCUCUGAACCCUAACCCUACCCUCCAGUUCUUCUACUACUGCACCCAACUUGAUGUCAUUUGCAAACUUGGUGAGGUUGCACUCCAUCCCACCUUCCAGGUCAUUGAUGAAGAUCUUGAACAAAACCAGCCCCUGGACCAACCCCGGGGCUCUCCACUUGAUACUGGCUGCCAACUAGGCAUUGAGCCAUUGAUUACUACCCUUUGAGCCUGAUGAUCCAGCCAGUUUUCUAUCCACCUUACAAUCGAUUAAUUCAAUCAACCCAUACUUCCUUAGCUUACUUGUGAGAACGUUGUCGGUGACUGUAUCUAAAGUCUUGCUGAAGUCAAGGUAUGUCAUGUCCACUGAUCUCUCUGCAUUCACAGAGUCAGUCAUCUUAUGGAAGGCAGUCAAGUUGGUCAGGCAUGACUUGCCCUUGGUGAAUCCAUGGUGACUGUUCCCUUCUUCUCCCCUCAAGUGCUUAGAAAUGAAUUACUUCAGGAUCGGCUCCAUGAUUUUUCCAGGAACUAAGGUGAAGCUGAUUGGUCCUUAGCUUCCUGGAUCCUCUUUCCCUUUUUUAAAGAUGAUCAGUAUAUUUGCCCUGUUCCAGUCAUCUGGGACCUCUCCUGAUUGCCGUGAGUUUUCAAAGAUAGUGGCCAGUGGUUCUAGUUGCCUUGGCCAGCUCUCUCAGCACCCUUAUGUGCAUCGUGUCUGGCCCCAUGUACAAGUCCAUGUCCAGCUUGUCUAAAAGUUCAUUUUCUUUCACCACUGUCAGCUGCUCACCUCCUCCUCAAACUGCUGCCCAAAUUUGUGACCCCAACAAAAAGUGGUAAUAGUUUUUGCCGUUUUAUCAUGGCAGACGUCUGUUAGCUUUAUGGCACAAGACUCUGGGCAGCCCAGAGCUGCCUGCACUCUGCAUCCACUCCAGACAGGUGCUCCUAUGGCUUGAGGGCCCAUCCUGCAUGCUCCCAGAAUUUCCACACAGGAUCAGGCCCCUCAAGCCCUGAGAGUUUCUGCCCAGCUUUCCUCACUCACAGUAAUGCACCCCAAGGAGCCCACUGACAUGGCUGACCACUUCAGGUGGUAACAUCUAUUUAUACUCUUAAUACUUUUCUUUGUGGCAAGUUUUCUAUCUAGAGUUCUAUUCUGACGAUGUCCAAGUGUCUAUCAGAUGCUGUUAGCUGACGAACUAUGGUAUAUUCAUGUAAAUAGCAAAAAAAUUAAUGCUUUUACAAAGCGUGUAUAUUUUUAAAUAAGAAAACCCAUAGGAUUCAUUUUUUUGAACCUCCACAAAGAUCUUUUUAAUUGAUGCUGCUAUUGUUGUUUUUUUAUUAAAAUAUUCUAAGUCCUAAAUCCUGCCAUAGCAGUAGAAGUUACAGGUGUUGAAGGUUCUACUGUAUGUGCAAAAAGGAUGUUUUUUUUCCUUAUUGCUCCCAUUCCUACCAUAUUUUCCUGCAGCACCAAAGAAUUUGUUUAAAAGAUCAUAAAGAUUUGUUUAUUAAUGGACUAUGAAAAGCCUCCUGUUUGACAAAUUGGGAAUGAUAGCAUCUGCAUGAGUGCACAUUUUCCAGCAUAUUUUGGGUAAGCCUUCCAAAAAAUGUCUAUUUUUUUUACCACAUUAACCUUUCUGAUCUUGCAAAUUGUAUUCCCUUUGCAUCAUGCAAAACUAUAUGCUUUUAAAGAUACACAUUUUUAUAGGUAUUCUAUCAUUUUGGUUUGAAGUGAUGUAAUUUUAAAUUACUUUCUUUCAGUUAAAAGAUGUUUGUUAAAAGAAUGUGCAACUUGAGCUGGAAUCAUGACUAUGCUCUAUGUGGAAAUGUUCAACUUUAUUUAACAGGUCAAGUGCCUUUAAAUGUUCUCAAGUUGUUCUGAAAUACAGCCUCUUAUCCUAACGGUGAAGAGUGUUUCUCAUUCAUAUAAAAAUAAAAUGAAUCACUUUUGUUAUUAA
Molecule: messenger RNA, 6669 nt
Organism: Alligator mississippiensis (American alligator)
Lineage: Eukaryota; Metazoa; Chordata; Crocodylia; Alligatoridae
Gene: PLAGL1
Product: PLAG1 like zinc finger 1
Exons: 9
Coding region: 127-2580 (817 amino acids)
Biological process (GO): regulation of transcription by RNA polymerase II; cell fate commitment
Cellular component (GO): cytoplasm; nucleus
Molecular function (GO): histone deacetylase binding; RNA polymerase II cis-regulatory region sequence-specific DNA binding; DNA-binding transcription factor activity
Source: RefSeq, a predicted model, not a curated record